This is a messenger RNA of Gavialis gangeticus (Gharial), 2399 nucleotides long. RefSeq names its product selenophosphate synthetase 1 (gene SEPHS1). NCBI's taxonomy places the organism in Eukaryota, Metazoa, Chordata, Crocodylia, Gavialidae. Gene Ontology annotation, biological process: L-selenocysteine biosynthetic process. Gene Ontology annotation, cellular component: cytoplasm. Bases 324 to 1502 code for a protein of 392 amino acids. Gene Ontology annotation, molecular function: ATP binding; selenide, water dikinase activity. The record is from RefSeq and is a predicted model, not a curated record. The transcript is spliced from 9 exons.
UUCAAAUCAUGCUCGGGGACGUGGCGAGCGCUGGGGGCCGACCCGGAGAGCGAGAUAAUGUUUCGUCGGGGAGCUGUUUUGUGAGGCCGCUUUCUAAGAAACAACAGGAUUUAGGUCGUUUUCAGCUGUUCAUCCGAGGAAGAUAAAUGGCAGCGCGUUGCUACCCCGCUCCGGGUUAGGAGUUAACGCUUCGCUUAGGCCUCUUGUUCGUUUUGCAGCGCGGUGCGUGUCUGAGAGUGGAAAAGCUAAAACAUUAAUCAGCAGAGAAGCAAACAUAGGUUUGCACGAGGCUGGGAAAGACUAACAGUCAGCGUGAAAGAACCAUGUCUGUUCGGGAGUCCUUUAACCCAGAGAGCUACGAACUGGACAAGAGCUUCCGCCUCACCCGAUUCACUGAACUGAAAGGCACAGGCUGCAAAGUGCCUCAGGAUGUUUUACAGAAACUACUUGAAUCCUUACAAGAAAACCAUUUCCAAGAAGAUGAACAGUUUCUUGGAGCUGUUAUGCCUCGGUUGGGAAUUGGGAUGGACACGUGCGUUAUUCCUUUAAGACAUGGAGGUCUGUCUUUGGUCCAGACAACAGAUUAUAUUUAUCCAAUUGUGGAUGACCCAUACAUGAUGGGACGUAUAGCCUGUGCCAAUGUCCUAAGUGACCUUUAUGCCAUGGGGGUCACAGAGUGUGACAACAUGUUGAUGCUCCUUGGAAUCAGUAAUAAAAUGACAGACAGGGAAAGGGACAAAGUGAUGCCUCUAAUUAUCCAGGGCUUCAAAGAUGCAGCAGAAGAGGCAGGGACUUCUGUGACCGGUGGCCAAACAGUGUUAAAUCCUUGGAUUGUUCUUGGAGGAGUGGCCACAACAGUCUGUCAGCCUAAUGAAUUCAUAAUGCCAGACAAUGCAGUGCCAGGAGAUGUACUUGUAUUAACUAAACCCUUGGGAACACAAGUGGCUGUAGCUGUCCACCAGUGGCUAGAUAUUCCAGAAAAAUGGAAUAAAAUCAAACUGGUGGUAACGCAAGAAGAUGUAGAGCUAGCAUACCAGGAGGCAAUGAUGAAUAUGGCAAGGCUCAACAGAACAGCUGCUGGACUAAUGCACACUUUUAAUGCACAUGCAGCUACAGAUAUCACAGGAUUUGGUAUUCUGGGGCAUGCACAGAACUUAGCCAAACAGCAACGAAAUGAGGUGUCCUUUGUUAUUCAUAACCUCCCUGUCCUAGCCAAGAUGGCUGCAGUUAGCAAGGCGUGUGGCAAUAUGUUUGGACUCAUGCAUGGUACCUGUCCUGAGACUUCAGGAGGCCUCCUCAUCUGUUUGCCACGUGAACAGGCUGCACGUUUCUGUGCUGAGAUCAAAUCUCCCAAGUACGGCGAGGGUCACCAAGCAUGGAUCAUUGGGAUCGUAGAGAAGGGGAACCGCACUGCCAGAAUUAUAGAUAAACCACGAAUCAUUGAAGUUGCACCGCAAGUGGCCACUCAAAACGUGAACCCAACACCUGGUGCCACUUCUUAAUCUAGACAAAAUAGCAAUUUGUUUUGUUUUUAAAUAGAUCUAUUCCUUUAUCAUCCUACAAUUUAAAGAACUGUAAAAAGAAAAAAAAAAAGAAACUCAUUGUGUCUGCACAUCUGGUGGCCUUAGGUCAGUUUAUGAGUGGAUACAAUUAAUAAAAUAAAAUCCAUUGCCUUUUUUUCCUGUUACAUUAACUGAAGAUGCACCUAAUCUUGAGGCAGCUUCUGAGUUGAGAAAUAUAUUGUUAUCCAAUACUGUUGAUUCAUUUUGAAUCUUUAGACACUUAUCUCUUGCCGCAUAGGCUUUUUUUAAAGGUGCUUUCACGUAGCACAGACAUUACCAGUAGUAGUGUCGAAUAGCAGUUUGUGUCCUUUCAUUGUAUGUAUAUUUAUCAUUAUAAGUCUAAUUUUGGAUGCCUUGAAUGAUAUUCCGAAGAGGCAAUAAAUUGAGAAGUGACACAUUGGGUUAUACCCAGUAGUGAGAAGGUUGCAUGAUUAAUCCAAUCUUUGAUUUGUAAAGUUUAGUCUUACCCAAGAGCAUCUACAUCCCUGGUCACUGCUUGGUAGCACACUCUGUUAAACGAACAAGUGCUGACUUUGCAUGGAAAGCGCUUCAGAGUUGAAGGAGAAAUUUUUAAUUUCAUUAUUUGUAGACAUGACAAUAUUUACUGUAUUAUCAAUAAUUGUUUUUUUAUUGAUAGUAAGGAGAAAAAUAAUUGCUCUUUUUUUGCAAUGUGAUUGGAUGUGCUAUAGUGCAACAAGGUAUAGCAGACCAAAAGGGGAUUACUGUAUAAUAUUCAUUUACAAUUCACUAUAUAAUUAACUACACAUUUUUUAAAUAUAAUCAAUCUAAAAUAAACCUCUGUUCUGUGGAUGGUAGUGUUUAAUACAUUUUAUAUUU